Messenger RNA from Bathycoccus prasinos, 687 nucleotides. RefSeq names its product 30S ribosomal protein S18. Gene Ontology annotation, biological process: translation. NCBI's taxonomy places the organism in Eukaryota, Viridiplantae, Chlorophyta, Mamiellophyceae, Mamiellales, Bathycoccaceae. The record is from RefSeq and is a predicted model, not a curated record. Gene Ontology annotation, molecular function: small ribosomal subunit rRNA binding; structural constituent of ribosome. Bases 1 to 687 code for a protein of 228 amino acids. Gene Ontology annotation, cellular component: ribosome; mitochondrial small ribosomal subunit. The transcript has a single exon.
AUGACUUCUCCGUCAGUGCUCCGCGUUUGGCGACAUCUUUUUGGGAGCAUCACGGGGAGGAGGAGGAGUCUUAGCAGCAGCAGCGGCGGCGGUGGUAGUUUUUCGAGAUGCGAAAGCGGCAGAUUUACGAGAAUUACGGGAGAGAAGAAAGGAGGAGAACGCUCCGUCGCGACGACAGCGACGACGACGACGACGACGACAGCAAAGAGUGAGGAGGGAGUGAGCGAUGCUUCCGAUGCAUCGUCGGUGACUGCGCGGCACCCGACGUCGACGUCGUCGUCGUCGUCGUCGUCGUCGUUCUUGCCACCUCCACCGAUAGCACCAACAACGCGAGUGAGCGAAACUCGAGUGUAUUAUCCAGGCCAAACGUACGAUCCGAGCGAACUCGAGGGUUCAUUCGCAUCCGUGGCACCGUCAGCGAGUCAAAAAACCCGAAGAGUGUUGAAGAAAGGGAAAGAUCUAGACGCGUUUGUCGCGCGAGCCAUUGACUGGAAAGACGCGAAGAUGUUAUCGACGCGAUUCGUUUCGGAAACUGGGAAAAUCGUGCCCCGAAGACAGACAGGUUUGGGCGCAAAAACGCACAGAUUGGUAGUAAAGAAUAUAAAAAUUGCUAGAAUCAUGGGCGUAUUGCCAUUUACGGAUCGAUUACCCCAAUUUGCGAGAAGGAGAAAGAAUCCUUACUCUUAA